AUGACGACGGGACGCAAGGCGCCCGCGCCCGGCGCGACGCGGGCGACGACGCGGGCGACGACGCGCGAGGAUGCGCUCGAUCGCGCGCUGCGCGCGCUGGCGCUCGCGAAAUCGUUCCUGAGCUCGUACGACGCGCGCGAUAAGACGCUGGCGUUCGCGCAGUACGCGACGCUGUGCGCGUCGAACGGGGCGCCGGGAAAGCUGACGAGCGCGUCGGCGUCGAUCGGGAUGAGCCGGAAACCGUUUCGAAUCGUGAAGCCGCUGGAGAGCGCGGCGACGGCGGCGAGAAAACGAGCGAGCGACGCGCCGACGAGCGCGGCGGAGACGAUUCGAGCGCUCGGGAUGACGUGUUACUUUGCGUUCGAUCACUUGGUGUGGGCGUGCGCGUCGGGGGCGUGCGGGACGGGGAAGGAGGACGCGCGAGGGAGGUUUCAACGCCUGAGCUAUUGGGGAUGGUUUUUCGGAAGCGCGAGCGGGUUGUUUUUAGACACGAACGAGCUGAACGCGCUGUUGGACGUGAUGCGAGAGAAAGGGUUCGGAGAAGAUGGGAACGCGCCGAAGACGCGGGACGGGGAGAACACGUCGCCGUUCGUGGACGCGGAUGAGGACUUGGACGCGGACGAACGCGAGGCGCGCGAGCGCGAGGUCGAGGCGUUGCGAAAGCGGGCGCGAAAGGUGUUCGUGGGACUGAUCACGAACAGCGCGCAGGCGAUCCUGGCGUUGGCGCUGUUGGAGAAGGUGAAGAUGUCGAAGAGGAAAAUCGGGGCGCUCGGAAUGUUUUUGAGCGCGGUGAACAUCGCGUCGAUGCUGCCGGCGCCCGCGGCGGAGGCGCCGGGAAAGACGAAGACGGCGUGA
Messenger RNA from Ostreococcus lucimarinus CCE9901, 855 nucleotides. RefSeq lists its product with no specific name. Gene Ontology annotation, biological process: peroxisome fission; regulation of peroxisome size. The record is from RefSeq and is a predicted model, not a curated record. The transcript has a single exon. Gene Ontology annotation, cellular component: peroxisomal membrane. NCBI's taxonomy places the organism in Eukaryota, Viridiplantae, Chlorophyta, Mamiellophyceae, Mamiellales, Bathycoccaceae. The coding region runs from base 1 to 855 and encodes 284 amino acids.